AACCCUGGUUGGUUGGUAAGGGUUUUCUAAUUUCUGGAUCACAAGUAAAGCGUUGACACACCAGUCUACCAUCUUCCAUUUCCAAAACUAGGGUUUCGUUUCCAGAUCCAUCAACCAUGGCUGCAAAACCAGACGCCACGGCGUCCACAUUCUCACUCAAAACCCUCAAACUCAAAACCAAGCAACAAGAGAUCUUAAUCCGAGUCACAAUCCUCUGCCUCGUCUACAUUCUAGCUUUCGUCACUCGAUUGUUCAGUGUUCUUCGUUACGAGAGCAUGAUCCAUGAGUUUGAUCCCUAUUUCAACUACCGAACCACUUUGUAUUUGACGGAGAAAGGGUUUUACGAGUUUUGGAACUGGUUUGACUCCGAGAGUUGGUAUCCACUCGGUAGGAUUAUUGGUGGGACUCUGUAUCCUGGUCUUAUGGUUACUGCUGCUCUUAUUUACUGGAUUCUUAAGUUUCUCCGCUUUGCGGUUCAUAUUCGGGAGGUUUGUGUCUUGACGGCUCCCUUUUUCGCUUCCAAUACCACCAUUGUGGCCUAUUUCUUUGGGAAGGAGUUGUGGGAUUCAGGUGCUGGUCUUGUAGCUGCAGCUUUGAUCGCCAUCUGUCCUGGAUACAUUUCUAGGUCGGUUGCGGGGUCUUAUGAUAAUGAAGGUGUUGCAAUUUUCGCGUUGUUGCUUACUUUUUAUUUGUUCGUUAAGGCCGUGAAUACCGGUUCGCUUGCGUGGGCUCUUGCUUCAGCUUUUGGGUACUUUUAUAUGGUCUCCGCGUGGGGUGGUUAUGUGUUUAUUAUUAACUUAAUUCCACUCUAUGUGUUGGUGUUGUUGAUUACUGGGAGGUAUUCGAUGAGGCUGUAUGUGGCUUAUAACUGUAUGUAUAUAGUGGGAAUGUUGUUAGCAAUGCAGAUUCGGUUCGUUGGGUUUCAACACGUUCAGUCAGGUGAACAUAUGGCUGCCAUGGGAGUGUUUUUCUUGAUUCAGGUGUUUUACUUCUUGGUUUGGGUCAAGCACAUGAUAAACGAUACAAAACUGUUUCAAGCCCUUUUGAGGAUCGGUGUAACGUCAGCGGUAACCGUCGGUGCUAUCGCUCUGGGAUUAGGUACAGCUUCAGGCUAUAUCUCACCAUGGACGGGCCGAUUUUACUCGUUACUGGAUCCCACAUAUGCUAAAGAUCAUAUACCAAUUAUAGCUUCGGUCUCUGAGCAUCAGCCUACCGCAUGGUCAUCUUUCAUGUUUGAUUUCCAUAUCCUGCUUUUUCUAUUUCCCGCUGGUUUAUAUUUCUGCUUCAAACGGUUGUCAGACGCCACCAUUUUCAUUGUAAUGUACGGUCUUACGAGUAUGUAUUUUGCGGGUGUCAUGGUUCGGUUGAUUCUUGUUGCAACGCCUGCUGUGUGUCUUAUAAGUGCGAUUGCGGUUUCGGCUACGAUAAAGAACUUGACUCAAACUCUCAGGGGAAAACCCGCUCAAACGUUGUCUGCUAAGGGAGCAGGCGGCACACGGGGAUCUUCUAAGCAACAAGCGUCGGUCGAUCAAUCUAUACCACUCCUUAAAAACGGUGCUAGCGUGUUGCUUCUUGGUGCAUUCUAUUUGCUAAGCAGAUACGCAAUCCAUUGUACAUGGGUGACAUCCGAGGCAUACUCAUCACCGUCAAUCGUGUUGGCUGCACGCGGGGCCCAUGGUCAGAGAGUGAUAUUCGACGACUACCGUGAAGCAUACUUUUGGCUUAGACAAAAUACUCCUUCAGAUGCUAAAAUAAUGUCUUGGUGGGAUUACGGUUAUCAGAUUACAGCCAUGGGAAACAGAACAGUUAUUGUAGACAAUAAUACGUGGAAUAAUACGCAUAUUGCUACAGUUGGGCGCGCGAUGUCUUCUUAUGAGGAUGAAGCUUAUGAGAUAAUGAGAUCACUCGAUGUUGAUUAUGUGUUGGUUGUUUUUGGUGGUGUUACUGGCUACUCUUCUGAUGAUAUUAACAAGUUUUUGUGGAUGGUGAGGAUUGGAGGUGGAGUUUUCCCUGUGAUCAAGGAACCUGAUUAUCUUGUUAACGGUGAAUAUCGUGUUGAUAAAGGAGCAGCUCCCAAGAUGUUAAACUGUCUAAUGUACAAGCUAUGCUAUUAUCGAUUUGGGGAGCUGACGACAGAAUAUGGAAAACCCCCAGGGUAUGACAGAGCAAGGGGAGUUGAAAUAGGGAAUAAAGAUGUGAAACUUGAAUACUUGGAAGAAGCAUUCACAACAUCAAACUGGAUAGUUAGAAUUUAUAAAGUUAAACCACCCACCAACAGAUGGUAAUUUAAGGAAUCUUGAGUUUGUGUGUCUUUUACAGGAUCUUUAUAGGAAUUAGACUGGUUUUUGACCAAGAGAAUGUCACAUGUUUUGUUGUGAUUAUGAGACUUUAGAUGAUUAUGUACUUGUUUGUUAUCCUACAAUCAACCGGAUCCAACCCGACCCGACUUGAGUACUUGACCUGAUAUGUUUUUUGUUUAAACA
This is a messenger RNA of Helianthus annuus (common sunflower), 2483 nucleotides long. RefSeq names its product dolichyl-diphosphooligosaccharide--protein glycosyltransferase subunit STT3B. Lineage: Eukaryota; Viridiplantae; Streptophyta; Magnoliopsida; Asterales; Asteraceae. Gene Ontology annotation, molecular function: oligosaccharyl transferase activity. The record is from RefSeq and is a predicted model, not a curated record. The transcript has 7 exons. Gene Ontology annotation, cellular component: membrane. The coding region runs from base 117 to 2285 and encodes 722 amino acids.